This is a messenger RNA of Gracilinanus agilis (Agile Gracile Mouse Opossum), 1086 nucleotides long. It is a transcript of the gene LPAR3, whose product is annotated as lysophosphatidic acid receptor 3. The record is from RefSeq and is a predicted model, not a curated record. The transcript is spliced from 2 exons. Gene Ontology annotation, molecular function: lysophosphatidic acid receptor activity. Gene Ontology annotation, cellular component: membrane. NCBI's taxonomy places the organism in Eukaryota, Metazoa, Chordata, Mammalia, Didelphimorphia, Didelphidae. Gene Ontology annotation, biological process: G protein-coupled receptor signaling pathway. The coding region runs from base 16 to 1086 and encodes 356 amino acids.
CAGCCCUCCUCCAUAAUGAACGAGUGUCACUAUGAUAAACGUAUGGACUUUUUCUAUAACAUGAGCAAUACUGACACUGCAGAUGAGUGGACAGGAACCAAACUUGUGAUCGUUCUCUGCUUUGGGACAUUCUUUUGCCUAUUUAUCUUUGUUUCCAAUUCUCUGGUCAUCGCAGCUGUGAUCAAGAACAGAAAGUUUCAUUUCCCCUUCUACUACCUGCUGGCUAACCUCGCUGCUGCAGACUUCUUUGCUGGAAUCGCUUAUGUGUUCCUCAUGUUCAACACUGGCCCCGUCUCCAAAACAUUGACUGUCAACCGUUGGUUUCUGCGCCAGGGGCUCCUGGACACUAGCUUGACGGCCUCUCUCACAAAUCUACUGGUCAUCGCUGUGGAGAGGCACAUGUCCAUCAUGAGGAUGAGAGUCCAUAGCAAUUUGACCAAGAAGAGGGUGACCCUGUUGAUCUUGCUCAUCUGGGCAAUUGCAAUAUUCAUGGGGGCAGUCCCCACGCUUGGCUGGAACUGCCUAUGUGACAUCUCUACUUGCUCCUCUCUGGCACCCAUUUAUAGCAGGAGCUACCUUAUAUUUUGGACUGUUUCCAACCUGGUGGCCUUCUUGAUCAUGGUGGUGGUGUACCUGAGAAUCUACAUGUAUGUGAAGAGGAAAACCAAUGUCUUGUCUCCACACACGAGUGGGUCCAUCAGUCGCCGAAGGACACCGAUGAAGCUCAUGAAGACAGUCAUGACUGUCUUAGGAGCUUUUGUUGUAUGCUGGACCCCUGGGCUAGUAGUCUUGCUCCUGGAUGGCCUUAACUGUACUCACUGUGGCGUGCAGCAUGUCAAAAGGUGGUUCUUGCUGCUGGCCCUGCUCAACUCCGUCAUGAACCCCAUCAUUUACUCCUACAAAGACGAAGAGAUGUAUAGCACCAUGAGACGGAUGAUCUGCUGUUGUUCUCACGGUGAAAACCCAGAGAGGCGAGCUUCCAGGCUCCCGUCCACCGUCCUGAGCAGAAGCAACGACACCUCGACAAGCCAGUACAUAGAAGAUAGUAUUAGCCAAGGGACCAUCUCUAACAAAGGGCACUCCUGA